AUUUCGACGUUGCGCAGUGGAGACCAGCCGUCCGCCAUCAUUACUGCUCGCAGGCUAACGUUAGCCAAAACACCCACCGGGAAGAGGGCGAAGCGAGCGAGUGACAACAACAACAACACAGCCGCGGACUUUCUGACACGACCCGCUGUCCAGAGGGGAGGUCACCGGGUUCCCCUGCCGCUUCCCUGGCACAGGAAGCGAUCACCAGCAGCUGCCUUUCAUGUAGUCUUCAAAUCGCCACAAACGAAAAGUCGUCCGAAGUAACCAUGUCCAACCUCAUAGGAGGCACCAAGAAGGACACCAAGAUGAGGAUACGAGCCUUCCCUAUGACGAUGGAUGAGAAGUAUGUGAACAACAUCUGGGACCUCCUUAAGAAUGCCAUCCAGGAGAUCCAGAGAAAGAACAACAGUGGGCUAAGCUUCGAAGAGCUGUACCGGAAUGCCUACACCAUGGUGCUCCACAAGCAUGGAGAGAAGCUCUACACAGGCCUGAGGGAGGUCGUCACUGAGCACCUCAUCAACAAAGUCCGGGAAGAUGUCCUGAACUCUUUAAAUAAUAACUUUCUGCAAACACUGAAUCAGGCCUGGAAUGACCAUCAAACGGCCAUGGUUAUGAUCAGAGACAUCCUCAUGUACAUGGACCGAGUCUAUGUUCAACAGAACAAUGUGGAGAACGUGUACAACCUUGGCCUCAUCAUAUUCAGGGACCAGGUGGUUCGCUACGGCUGCAUUCGAGACCACCUGCGACAGACGUUACUGGACAUGAUCGCACGUGAGAGGAAGGGAGAGGUUGUCGACAGGGGUGCCAUCAGAAACGCCUGCCAGAUGCUAAUGAUUCUGGGCUUGGAUGGCAGGUCUGUAUAUGAGGAGGACUUUGAGGGCCCUUUCUUAGAUAUGUCAGCUGAAUUCUUCCAGAUGGAGAGCCAAAAGUUCCUUGCUGAAAACAGUGCCAGUGUCUACAUAAAGAAGGUAGAGGCCAGAAUCAAUGAAGAAAUUGAGCGAGUCAUGCACUGCUUGGACAAGUCUACAGAAGAGCCCAUUGUCAAGGUGGUGGAACGGGAGCUAAUUUCUAAACACAUGAAGACAAUUGUAGAGAUGGAAAACUCGGGUCUCGUCCAUAUGCUCAAGAAUGGAAAAACAGACGACCUGGCAUGCAUGUACAAGCUGUUUACUCGCGUGCCAAACGGCCUGAAAACAAUGUGUGAGUGUAUGAGCUCUUACUUGAGGGAGCAAGGCAAAGCUCUGGUGUCAGAAGAGGGAGAGGGCAAGAACCCUGUCGACUAUAUACAGGGCCUGCUAGACCUGAAGACCCGAUUUGACCGUUUCCUCCUCGAGUCCUUCAACAAUGACCGACUCUUCAAACAAACCAUAGCUGGCGACUUUGAGUAUUUCCUCAAUCUCAAUUCUCGAUCUCCAGAGUAUCUAUCGCUCUUCAUCGACGAUAAACUCAAGAAAGGAGUCAAAGGGUUAACAGAACAGGAGGUGGAGUCCAUCCUUGACAAGGCCAUGGUGCUGUUUAGGUUCAUGCAGGAGAAGGAUGUAUUUGAAAGGUACUAUAAGCAGCACCUGGGUCGCAGGCUGCUCAGCAACAAGAGUGUCUCAGACGACUCAGAGAAGAACAUGAUCUCUAAACUAAAGACAGAAUGUGGCUGUCAGUUCACCUCAAAACUUGAAGGAAUGUUCAGAGACAUGAGCAUCUCCAACACCACCAUGGAUGAGUUCAGGCAACACAUACAAACCACAUCGGCGUCCUUAAGUGGUGUGGAUCUAAUAGUUAGAGUCCUCACUACUGGCUACUGGCCCACACAGUCUGCAACCCCAAAAUGCACCAUCUCCCCUGCUCCUAGACACGCAUUUGAAGUCUUUAGAAGGUUUUACCUCGCUAAGCACAGUGGCAGGCAGCUUACACUGCAGCACCACAUGGGCGGGGCAGACCUAAACGCAACUUUUUACGGAGCUGUUAAAAAGCAGGAGGAUGGUUCCGAAGUGGGUGUGGGAGGUGCCCAGGUGACUGGCUCAAACACCCGCAAGCACAUACUGCAGGUUUCCACCUUCCAGAUGACUAUCCUCAUGCUCUUCAACAACAGGGAAAAGUGCACUUUCGAGGAGAUCCAGCAGGAGACUGAUAUCCCCGAGCGGGAGCUAGUGAGGGCGUUGCAGUCUCUGGCCUGUGGGAAACCCACACAGAGGGUUCUCACCAAGGAGCCAAAGUCCAAGGAGAUUGAAAAUGGACACGUGUUUACAGUCAAUGAUCAGUUUACUUCCAAACUGCACAGAGUCAAAAUACAGACAGUUGCUGCUAAACAAGGAGAAUCAGACCCCGAAAGGAAAGAGACACGGCAGAAAGUGGACGAUGACAGGAAGCAUGAGAUAGAGGCAGCCAUUGUCCGAAUCAUGAAGUCCAGGAAGAAGAUGCAGCACAAUGUCCUGGUGGCGGAGGUGACUCAACAGCUCCGAUCACGUUUUCUCCCCAGUCCUGUGGUUAUCAAGAAGCGUAUAGAAGGACUCAUAGAAAGAGAAUACUUGGCGAGGACGCCAGAGGAUCGUAAAGUGUACACCUAUGUUGCAUAGAAGAGAAACUGUGGAUUUGAGGAGAAAGAGACUGGAAGGGAUUUGUUUUUUCUUUGGACUGUUGUUACGCAUGGACUGGAAGUUUUUUUUUUUCAAGUUAAGUCUGGGAACCCGAUUCUUCGUUCCGUUCAAAAACCCAGUAAACAAACACAAAAUCUUGGCACAGGAAAAAUCCGUCAGCUCACCCUAGAUGAUUUUCAAAUCGGGCCCAGUCUUCUCAAUCCCUGUGAGUUUUAUCAAGGAUGGAUCCAGCUUCAAGCUUUUCACUGUUUUACCCUUGUAGAGAUAAAACUUGCAAAGAAUCCCUUGGGAAAAUGUGAAUGCACCACAUUAUUUUUUUGUUUCAAUACUGUAUAAAUAAAUCAAAUAUGAAAAACAGCAAAUUUGGAUUGUUAAAAUAAAAAUAAUGAGUAUUGAU
Platichthys flesus (European flounder) is the source of this 2988-nucleotide messenger RNA. Its product is annotated as cullin-3-like. Gene Ontology annotation, cellular component: Cul3-RING ubiquitin ligase complex. The record is from RefSeq and is a predicted model, not a curated record. The transcript is spliced from 16 exons. Gene Ontology annotation, biological process: protein ubiquitination; ubiquitin-dependent protein catabolic process. Bases 267 to 2570 code for a protein of 767 amino acids. NCBI's taxonomy places the organism in Eukaryota, Metazoa, Chordata, Actinopteri, Pleuronectiformes, Pleuronectidae. Gene Ontology annotation, molecular function: ubiquitin protein ligase binding.